CAUUUUGGAGAAUGUAGCUAGUCAAUGUGAGGCCGUAGGAAGAAGAAUUGUGAGAGAAACCUUCGUUUUGUCCAUCCAAAAACAAUGGAGAAGCAGACACUUGUUUGGUUGCCAAGAAACAAAGCAGCCAACCCAAAAGAAAAAUACACAAAAAUUUCAGGUGGGUCAACCGGAAAACAAUUGUAUUUGGAACCCAUUUCCAGUUUCGACGACUUUCCGAGGAAUUUGGAAGUUCUCAGAUUGUGCUCUGAGAUCGAGGUUAUGGAAUUUGGACCAGGCCAUGAGAUCCGUUCUAGGACCAAUUGGACCAGGAUUCACCAAUCUUGGGUGCUGUGGGACUCCAUGGUUAGAUAUCAUUACUUCCCCUGUGUUCUGAGAUGAUAUUAUUUUAUUGAUUCUUUGAUAUUUUCCUUGUUUCUGCUGUAUCUUAUGAACACAUGUCAAAAUGUUUUGGUAAUCAAAAAAUAAUAAAACAAUAAUGGUUCUCUUUAGUCAUAGCUCACAGUCAUUUCAAGUUCUUUACCAUAUUUCUAUGCUUUUACUUUUCUCCUCCUCCUCCUACCUAUCUACCCUUUGGUUCUUUUUUUACAUAAUCAUAACUUGGAGUAAACCUUGCCUUUUUCAUAAAGGAAAAACCAAUGGAUUUCUUCUUUUCUCCUAUAUUUAAAAGAAACUUGUUGUAUUCUGUCUCAUCUCCAGGAGCCACCUCCUUCUCAGCCUGCUAUAACCUGUGAAACUUGUUAGCUUCUGAAAGAAAGGCCCACCUUUUUCCUUUCUUCUUAUUGCUAUUUAAGGUUUGAAAAACUGUUCCCCUCUGCUUAUGUUUAUUUAACUAUUUUGUUGAAAUGGUAGUUUCUUCAGUGUCUGGGUUUCGUGGUAGAAUUGUUUUGCUGGAUUCUGAAGAACACCGCUGUUUAAAUAUAGACCCUUUUCUUUCUCAGUUCAAUUCAGUUCAAUUUCAACAGAACUGUUCAAUUUGUACCUCCCUCCAUUGUGAUUGUUUGAGUACUCGAGUGGACCUGACACUUUGAUACAAUUCAUGUCUGCUUUCCAUAAUUGAGAUUUGAGAAAAGAGCUAGAUGCUGUUAAGAUUUUUCCGUUUGACUCUUGUUAUUUGGUGUUCCAAUCUUGUGAUGAUGGCCAAGAAAACGGGCUAAGCUCAAUUUCCAUCUAAGUGUGUGGAGAGACCUUGGAAGACUUCUCAGUUCUCUUCAUGUUUAAAAUGGAAAAGCGCAUCCAGCGCCAGGGCUCCAAUCUGCAGUUUAACAAGAACGUUCCAGGCUGCUUCUGGACCAUAUUCCACACUAUUGACUACCAUCGUUGGCAUAACGUUAAAAAGAGGCUUCCUUACAAAAAGCAUUCAAGAAACAAGGGAGGUCCAAAAUCAACUCGAAACGACCACCAAGUUGAGAAAGUCUCAGAACAAAGUAAUGAUGGAAACGAUCCUCUAGUGUGUACUGCAGAGAGUUGUCCUAUUGGCAGAAAACCUGGAGAAGCCCAUGUAAAUGAAGUGAUGGCUCAAGAGAUGUCAGAGGAAGAAAGCCAAAAGUUCUGGAAAUUCAAUUCCAGUUCAAAACGAAGGUUGAUUCGAACACAGUCUAUACAUCAUAUAGAGUCUUCAUAUUAUUCUCCAGGAUAUAGUGAUGAAAAUGGAGACAACGGAAUCACUUCUCGACAGAAAUCUCCUGUGAAAUUAGCUGCAUCUGGAAUGAGGAGUGUUUCUCUGAGUGCCAUGGAUAAUGAGGACUACUUUAUCCAGAGAAAAAUUGAUAUUCAAUUGCCUUCUUUGACAAAAAAAUCUAAUGGAGUAAAGAAAAACUUAGAAGCAAACAAGAUCAACAGAAAUGUUUCCUGUCGCUCAUUUAAGACAGACGCUCAUAUACAAGAGAUAUUUAAGGCAAAUAGAAAACUUUUUGCUGAAUUGUUACAGGGUGCACAUAGUAAGAACACUCUCCAAACCUCGCAAAAUAAGAAGUCCUCAGCAAGUCUAGCAAAAUCAGGGUCCUUUCCUGCUCCUAGUUCAGCACAAAAAGGAUACAGAAAACUUAGCUCACUCCGACACAAGCAGAGUGAGUCCUAUCCAAAACAAAAAUCUAAUUCUCCCCACCCAUCAAAGCUGGUUGAAUCUAAAUCUCCCGAGAAUUUUCAUGAAGAUAUGACACCUUGUGAUUCUGAUAGUACUUCACAUAACAUAAAACACCAAACAACACCCUCUUCUUCAGGCUUGAAUCAUGGACUAAGGCAUGGGGGGUGGAAUCAAUUGGUUGUCAAGCGUUUCAAUUUUAUUAAGCAGAAAAUAAGGGGCUCACUCAAGGAGAGGAAGAGGGGAAAUCACCAGAAAACAUCGAAAGGAAUACCAACCGUGCAUUCCCCUGGACAUGAACUUCCCUUUCACGAAGAAGAGGCUCAGGAAAGUAAAGGAACUGCUACUAGAGGACACAGUGAGACUGGCAACUCUGAGAAUGAUAAUCUCAGUAAUGGAGUUCAAACCAAGACAGCUAUUGCUUCACCAAAUGCUUCUCUGGAAAGAUAUUCUCAAUUUGCUGAUGGCUCAGGCAUUGUAGGAGGAUACAGUGAGACUGAUAAUUCUGGGAAUGAUAAUCUCAAUAACAACGUUCAAACCAAGACAGGAACUGCUUCAUUAAGUGCCUCUCUGGAAAGAUAUUCUAAACUAUCUGAGGACGGUUUUGAUAAAAACAGAGAUGCGAAGUGUAAUCACUCACAAAGCUUUAGGCUGAUAAGUGGAGAAAAGAUACCAAAUAUAGAGGGGCCUAAAAAAAACUUUGGAAGGCAUCUUUCUUUUUCUGGUAUUGAUCUCUUCUGUGCAUUAUUUACUGACCCUCCUCAUGCUGUUUCUCGCACAAAAAAACCAAAGAGGGGUUUGGCACACUCGAGUACAUAUAAUAAUAUUCGAAAAGAUGAGAAUCCUGGCCAUCUAUUAACUGCACAUGUAUCUACACCAUUGGAUAGCGAUUCGUCAAGUAUUAUAGAAGAAGGGGAUGACAAUGUGCCUGUUGAUUAUUCAAGUAGUUUAAACGAGGUCAUAAAUGAUGAGGGAGCUGCCUGGGUAUAUGAGCACAAACAGAAAAUAGCUCACCCAGAUAUAUCAAAUGGUAAACAUGAUCAAGUAUCAGGUAGUGAAUGCAUAGUUGAAGAUGUCAGGGAGGUCGUUGAUCAUGUUAGUGAUCUUUCACACAUCAAUCAAGUCUUAGAACUUCAAACUUGUUUUCAAGAUGAUGAAACUUCGGACCUCUCGGACUCAGUAGGUGAAAUACUAGAUCCUUGGUGCAGUAUUUAUGAGCUUGAACUUUCUAAUGGCCAACCUAAUGAGGCCAGGACAGAAGUUUUGCCAGCUUAUGAAACCACUGUCAGUCAUGAGAUAAUUGAUGAUGCUCAAAAGAAAUAUUUCUAUCUCCAUCUGCAUUCUGAUUGUGCCGACUUCAACUAUAUGAGGUAUAUUCUUCAGCUCUCCAGCUUUAUCGAUAGUGAUCACACAAUAGACCAACCUCUUAAUUCUUCAAUAUUUGAGGGAGAGGAGGCUUGCUUUUACGAAAAACUUGAAUGCUAUUGGGGGAAGGUUGACAAGGAUUCUGAUCACCAACUUCUGCAUGAUUUAGUUUAUGAGACAUUACAUAAUAUGUAUGAAACCUCAUUCGUUAGUGUCCUGAAAACCUUCUCCUCGAUGAGCCAAAUUCGUCCAAUGCCACUUGGGCAAUAUCUUCUCGAGGAGGUUCAAGAAAAAAUUGCCUGGUACCUGCGCUUGGGACCAGAACUAGACCAAUGUUUAGACGAUGUGGUAGGGCGAGAUUUAAACAAAGGUGAUGAUUGGAUGAACCUCCACCCUGAAACAGAAUUCAUAGCACUUGAUCUGGAAGAUAUGAUUCUUGAUGAACUUUUAGAUGAAGUAAUAAGUUAUAAGGAACUUUUUGGGUAGAUAUUGUAUAGUAGCAAUCUUUAAAUCUGUGUACAUAUGUCCAACAUCAGAGAGUUAUUGCUAAGGUCCAAGUAGGUGAAAAUGGAAAGAGAAAAAAUAGAAACAAGCAUAGAUUGUUUCCUUUUUUUGACUUCCCUAAAGAGGGGGAGGGGAAUGGGUCUUGAGAAUUUUUAAUCUCAUGCAAUUAUUUAGACAUUUGUAUAUUUCAUUUGUAUUGGAAUACUCUUUUGUGUGUUUGUGUGUAAAAAACAAUCACUUUUGAGUUAUUUGAUUCCUCCUUACCUUCUCUUCA
Messenger RNA from Cucumis sativus (cucumber), 4226 nucleotides. RefSeq lists its product as uncharacterized. The transcript is spliced from 6 exons. Bases 1214 to 3934 code for a protein of 906 amino acids. The record is from RefSeq and is a predicted model, not a curated record. Lineage: Eukaryota; Viridiplantae; Streptophyta; Magnoliopsida; Cucurbitales; Cucurbitaceae.